AUGUUAGCAGAGUUGCUAAAGGAGGUUAAGGAAACUAGAGAAAGGAGGGAAAUAUUCCACAAACCAAUACAGAAAGGUUUAAAAGAAUUUAGAGAAUCAUUAAAGGAAGACUUACGAGAAACUAUAGCACAAGAAAUCAAAACAUUGCAAAUGAAUAUAGAAUGUAAUCUGGAGAAGGAAACGCAGGAGUUACCAGAACGACUGAAGAUGAACAUCGACGAGAGAGAGAAUAAGCUACAGAAGAAUAUAGACCAAGUCCAGGGAGAUGUGGAGAAGAUGGAAGGAAAGUUAACAAAAAAGAUAGAAGACAAUAUUGAAGAAACUAAAGCCGAAUUGGGAGGAAGAAUCAACGAAGUGGAAACAAAUUGCAAUCAUCGAAUUGCUGAGGUGACGCAGAUGCAGAAACAAUGUAAUGAUGCGGUUAAGGGGAUAGGAGACAGGCAAAACCAAUUGGCUGUCAAUCUGAGAAAUGCUAUAGUUGUGCAACGAGAAGAGGAUAACAAGAGGAUUGCAAUGAAGGUCAGCCAAUUACAACAGGGAGUGCAACAACUGGAGAGCAAAACCGAAGAAAUGGAUAAACGAAUUAGCAGUGCCACUUUAACCGUUGGGGAAGGAAAACAUGAGUUCUUCACGCUGUCUUUGCGUGAACCAUCCAGAUGA
Molecule: messenger RNA, 660 nt
Organism: Schistocerca americana (American grasshopper)
Lineage: Eukaryota; Metazoa; Arthropoda; Insecta; Orthoptera; Acrididae
Product: apolipoprotein A-IV-like
Exons: 2
Coding region: 1-660 (219 amino acids)
Source: RefSeq, a predicted model, not a curated record